CUUCCGCAGCCCGAGGGUCUGCCCAGGCAAUAUACAUACAGUGUCUUCUUCUGCCCGAAUGAGCAAAUCCACAUUUCCACCCCCAACAAAUACGAGUAUCAGUACGUGCGGAAACCCACCCGCAUGACCCGCUUUGACGUCGCCAUCAAGGCCCACCACAGCGCCCACAUAGUCCUCUCCUCCGCCCCCCACGAUGUGGCCGAGGCCACCGAGAUCGUCAUCGGCGGGCUGCAGAACACCCGGACGUGGAUCUCCGCCGGGAGGAUGGGCGACCCCGUGGCCAGCGAGAAGACCUUCGGCAUCCUCUCCUGGCACGAGUUCCAGACCUUCUGGAUCAGCUGGGCCGAUGGACUCAUCCAGGUGGGGCACGGCCCCCCGGCCCCCGGCGAGGCCGUCAUCGUGAGCUGGGCCGCCCCCCGGCGGCAGGACCCCAAAUACGUGGGCUUCUCCACGGGGUGGGGCUCGGCCGGCGAGUUCAAGAUCUGGAGGAAGGAGGAGGCCGAGGAAAACCACAACGAGGCCUUCACCUUGGGGGUGCCCCACAACAUGGUGCCGGGCUCCGAGAGGGCCACCGCCUCCGUCAUCGGGGACGUGGUGGGCCCAGCCCUCGGCAACCUGGGCCACCUCCUCCAGCUGCCCCUCGGCUGCGGCGAGCAGAACAUGGUGCACUUCGCCCCCAACGUCUUCGUCCUGAAGUACCUUCAGAAGACCCAGCAGCUCGAGCAGGAAGUGGAACGGGAAGCCACGGACUUCCUGCUCCAAGGGUACCAGCGGCAGUUGACCUACAGGAGGCGGGACGGGUCCUACAGCGCCUUCGGGCAGCGGGAUUCUUCCGGAAGCAUGUGGCUCACCGCCUUCGUGCUGAAGUCCUUCGCCCAGGCCAGGGGCUUCAUCUACAUUGACCCCAAGGAGCUGCUGGCAGCCAAGGAGUGGAUCGUCCGGCAGCAGGGGGACGAUGGGUCCUUCCCGGCGGUGGGGAGCGUCCUGAACAAGGAUAUCCAGGGGGGGAUCCAUGGGAGGAUCGCGCUGACGGCCUUCGUGGUGGUGGCCCUGCUGGAGGCGGGGGUGAGCUCGGAGGCAGAAAAGGCCUCGGUGGCCCAGGCCCGCCGCUUCCUGGAGUCCGGCGUGCCAUCCUCGGGGGAUCCGUAUACCAUCGUCCUGGGCGCCUACGCCCUCACCCUGCUGCACAGCCCGGCAGCCGGGCCGGCCCUGCGGAAGAUGAACAGCGCGGCUCUCACGCAAGACAGCCUCACGCACUGGGGUCUGAGCCGCCCCGCGGCCGCCGACCUGGAUGCCUUCCUGGGCUUCGACGACGGGCCCCCCCAGUCAGCGGCGUCGGCCGAGGUGGAGAUGACGGCGUACGCGCUCCUCACCUUGACCCUCCUGGGCGACGUGGCCUCCGCCCUCCCCGUGGUCAAGUGGCUCUCCCAGCAGAGGAACGCCCUGGGGGGCUUCUCCUCCACCCAGGACACCUGCGUGGCCCUCCAGGCCCUGGCCGAGUACGCCAUCUUGUCCUACCUCGGCGGGGUCAACCUCACCGUCUCGGUGGCCUCCACCAACCUGGACUACCAGGAGACCUUCGAGCUCAACCGGGCCAACAAGAAGAUCCUCCAGAAGGCCGUGAUCCCCUCCAUUCCCACGGGGCUCUUCGUGAGCGCCAAAGGCGAGGGCUGCUGCCUCCUGCAGAUCGACGUCUCCUACAACGUGCCGGAGCCCCUGGCCAAGCCGGCCUUCCAGCUGCUGGUGGGCCUGAGGGAGCCGGUGGGGGCCCCCCGGUCCAGGCGGGCUGCCCGUGCCCGGAAACACGCCUCGCCGGGGGGGGCCGGCCGGGAGCGGGGCUCCCCCGCCGAGCGGGAGGACCGGGUGACCGUAGAGGCCUGCGUGAGGUGGCUGCGCCCCGGAUCGUCCAACAUGGCCGUGCUGGAGGUGCCCCUGCUCUCCGGCUUCCAGGCCGACGUGGGGAGCCUGGAGCAGCUCCUCCUGAACCCGCCGCCCGGCCUGAAGCGCUACGAGCUGAGCGGCCGCAAGGUCCUCUUCUACUUCGACGAGAUCCCCAGCCGCUGCCUGACCUGCGUGGCCUUCGGGGCGCUGCGCCGGCACCUGGUGGGCCAGACGGCCCCGCUGCCCGCCCGGGUCUACGACUACUACGAACCCAGCUUCGAGGCUGCCCGCUUCUACAACCUCAGCCGGGGCGGCGCCCUGGCCGGCGAGCUGUGCGGGGGGCCCCCCUGCAACGAGGUGGGGGGCGCCGGGGGCCCUCGGGACGGCUUCCUUCCCAUCAGCCCCUGCAACAGCGCCGACGACGGGCCCAUGUGCCCCAACCGCCGCAACGACACCCGGGUGCCCGCGGGACCAUGUGCCACAGGUGGGGGGCCCAGCGUCCCGCCGGAGGCGUCGGACUACGAUGAGUACGAGGGGGACCCCCUGGAGGCGGCCCCCGCCAGCGGCCCCCCAGCGGCG
Molecule: messenger RNA, 2460 nt
Organism: Varanus komodoensis (Komodo dragon)
Lineage: Eukaryota; Metazoa; Chordata; Lepidosauria; Squamata; Varanidae
Gene: CPAMD8
Product: C3 and PZP like alpha-2-macroglobulin domain containing 8
Exons: 19
Cellular component (GO): extracellular region
Source: RefSeq, a predicted model, not a curated record